AUGAGCCGUAACGGACGUCACCAGGGAAGGAUGAGUGACUCUGCGGUGGCGGGGUCCGGAGUGGUCGUCUUGGAGGAAACUGGAGAAACCGUGGAGCGUGCUGCUUCCGGGGAGAGCCAGAACCGGGAGCGGGCCCCCUUUGGCCGUGCGUUCUGGCCGCGGCAGCAGACGUGGCUCUGCGCUGUGCCCCUGCUCAUCGGGUUCAUCGGCCUCGGCCUGAGCCUGAUGCUGCUCAAGUGGAUCGUGGUGGGAACGGUGCGGGAUUAUGUGCCCACGGAUCUUGUGGACGCCAAUCGCAUAGGUCAGGAUCCCAUCUUCCUCUCCAAACCCAGCGGGAUUCCGAAAAACGCAGAUUCGUCGACGGUGACAACCAGCACAACGAGCACCACUACUGCUGCGGCAGAGGCCAAACCAGCCGGCAGAGGGAGGACUCGCUACACCGCCACCACGGUCAGCCACAGAGGAGGCGGGGCUUACGGGAGCCAGGUCACGCACAGAAAUCCUGGGAAUCGUAAUGGACGCCACGGGUACACUACGACAACGGCCGCAGCCUCGCCCGUGGGAGGGAGUAGUGCCAGUACGUCGCCACCAAAUCCCACGGUGCUCCACGACCAGACCGCCAUGUGGACCCCAGAGCACACCACCCCCCCUCCUCGCACCACAGAGGCUCCCGGGAAGGCCAGCACCACGACACGCAGCCAUGGAGGCCAUAAGACACGUAAGUCAGAGUGA
Messenger RNA from Knipowitschia caucasica, 732 nucleotides. The record is from the annotation of a GenBank genome assembly. Lineage: Eukaryota; Metazoa; Chordata; Actinopteri; Gobiiformes; Gobiidae.